CACACACACACACACACACUCAGUCACUCAGCCAGAAAUAGGCUGACUGCUACAUCCUGAAUUAGAAAUGGCUGCCACCGGAGUUCUCCCCUUUAUCAGGGGAGUAGACUUGAGUGGAAACGAUUUUAAAGGGGGCUACUUUCCAGAACAUGUAAAAUCCAUGACCAGCCUCCGAUGGCUCAAACUCAACAGAACUGGGCUUUGUUAUCUUCCAGAAGAGCUGUCCUCGCUCCAGAAACUGGAGCAUUUGUCAGUGAGUCACAACAGUCUUACGACGCUACAUGGAGAGCUGUCAAGCCUUCCAAACCUGAGGGCAGUUGUAGCCAGAGCGAAUAACCUUAAGAACUCUGGAGUUCCAGAUGAUAUCUUUCAGUUGGAUGACCUCUCAGUAUUGGAUCUGAGCUUCAACCAACUAUCUGAAAUUCCAAGGGACUUGGAGAAUUCCAGAAAUAUGCUGGUCCUUAACCUCAGCCAUAACAGCAUUGAUAACAUACCAAAUCAGCUGUUCAUUAACUUAACUGAUCUGCUGUACCUGGACCUGAGUGACAAUAAGCUGGAUAGCCUGCCCCCACAGAUGAGACGCCUGGUCCACUUGCAGACCCUGAUUCUCAACAAUAAUCCCCUCAUGCAUGCACAGUUAAGGCAGUUACCUGCUAUGGUAGCUCUUCAAACCCUGCAUUUAAGGAACACACAGCGAACUCAAAGCAACAUGCCAACAAGUCUCGAAGGGCUCACUAAUUUAGCAGAUGUGGAUCUGUCCUGCAAUGAUCUUACUCGGGUGCCAGAAUGCCUGUAUUCUUUGGCCAGUUUAAAGCGCCUUAAUCUGAGUAGCAACCAGAUAUCAGAGCUGUCACUGUGUAUAGACCAGUGGACCCAGCUGGAGACUCUAAAUCUUUCUAGGAAUCAGCUCACGUCCUUGCCAUCUGCUAUUUGCAAGCUGUCCAAACUAAAGAAGCUGUAUUUGAACUCGAACAAACUUGACUUUGAUGGCGUGCCAUCUGGUGUUGGGAAGCUGUCCAACUUGGUGGAGUUCAUGGCAGCCAACAAUAAUCUGGAGCUGAUUCCAGAGGGGCUCUGCAGGUGUGGGAAAUUGAAGAAGCUGGUGUUGAAUAAAAAUCGUCUGGUUACUUUACCAGAGGCCAUCCAUUUCCUCUCUGAUUUACAAGUUUUAGAUGUUAGAGAGAAUCCAAACCUGGUUAUGCCCCCCAAGCCUGUGGACAGAGCAGCCGAGUGGUACAACAUAGACUUCUCCCUGCAGAACCAACUGCGAUUAGCAGGAGCGUCACCAGCCACCGUGGCUGCAGCUGGUGGAGGCAACAGUCCAAGGGAUCCAAUGGCCAGAAAGAUGAGGUUAAGGCGAAGGAAGGAUUCGGCACAGGAUGACCAGGCUAAACAAGUUCUGAAAGGCAUGUCUGAUGUGGCCCAGGAAAAGAACAAGUCCAUUGAGGAGAAUGGAGAUUUGAAAUACUCUGAUCUGAAGUCCAAGCGAUGGGACAAGAACCUCGAGAAGCCUCCGCUUGACUAUUCUGAGAUUUUUACAGAAGAUGUGGGACACAUUCCUGGUGUCAGUGUGUGGCAGAUAGAGAACUUUUUGCCUGUGCAAGUGGAUGAGACUUUCCAUGGGAAGUUCUACGAGGCAGACUGUUACAUCAUCCUAAAGACUUUUCUAGAUGACAAUGGGGCCUUGAACUGGCACAUCUUUUACUGGAUUGGUCAGGAAGCUACCUUGGAUAAGAAGGCAGGCUCUGCUAUCCACGCUGUUAAUCUUCGCAAUUACCUGGGUGCUGAGUGCAGGACUAUCAGAGAGGAAAUGGGAGAUGAAAGUGAAGAAUUUAGUGCAGUGUUUGACAAUGAAAUCUCCUACAUUGAAGGUGGAACUGCAAGUGGAUUCUACACUGUGGAAGAUUCACAAUACUGUACCAGGCUUUACCGUGUUUAUGGGAAGAAGAACAUCAGAUUGGAGUCUGUACCUCUGAAGGCAUCCUCCCUCGAUCCACGAUUUGUGUUCUUGCUGGAUACUGGACUUGAUAUCUAUGUGUGGAGGGGAGCCAAUGCCACUCUCAGUGGCACUACAAAAGCCAGGCUGUUUGCAGAGAAGAUAAACAAGAAUGAGAGGAAGGGCAAAGCAGAGAUUACUACACUGAUGCAAAAUCAGGAACCACCUGAAUUUUGGGAAGUUCUUGGGGGACAACCUGAGGAAAUUAAGAAACAUGUUCCAGAUGACUUUUCUCCAGUUCGACCUAAACUCUACAAGGUUGGACUGGGGCUGGGAUAUCUUGAACUGCCACAGAUUAACUACAAGCUUUCAGUUGAACACAAGGAGAAGCUUAAACUGGAUGUGCUUCCAGAGCUCAGACUGCUCCAAAGCCUUCUGGACACUAAAGGUGUGUACAUACUGGACUGCUGGUCUGAGGUCUUUAUUUGGAUUGGACGCAAGUCCCCUCGCCUUGUAAGAGCAGCUGCCCUGAAAUUGGGCCAGGAGCUGUGCGGGAUGCUCCAUCGACCAAAGCACGCUGUGGUCAUCCGUAACCUGGAGGGCACAGAAUGCCAGGUCUUCAAAUCCAAGUUCAAGAAUUGGGAUGAUGUGUUGAGGGUGGACUACACCAGGAAUGCUGAGAGUGUGAAGCAGGCAGAUGGCUUAUCUGGGAAGGUGAAGAAGGACGCUGAGCAGAAGGACCAGAUGAAGGCUGACCUGACUGCUCUGUUUCUGCCCAGGCAGCCAUCCAUGCCCCUGUCUGAGGCUGAGCAGAUGAUGGAGGAAUGGAAUGAGGAUCUGGAUGGAAUGGAGGGAUUUGUCUUGGAGGGGAAGAAAUUUGCUCGACUGCCAGAGGAAGAGUUUGGACACUUUCACACACAGGACUGCUAUGUGUUCCUUUGCCGGUACUGGGUGCCAGUGGAGUAUGAGGAUGACAAAGAGAAGGGUAAGGCUGAGGAAGCCGAGGAUGAGGACAAGCAGCCAGAAGAGGACUUCCAGUGUGUGGUUUACUUCUGGCAAGGUCGCGAGGCCUCCAACAUGGGGUGGCUUACAUUCACGUUCAGCUUGCAGAAGAAGUUCGAGAGCCUGUUUCCUGGCAAACUGGAGGUUGUAAGGAUGACCCAGCAGCAGGAGAACCUCAAGUUUUUGUCACACUUCAAGAGGAAGUUCAUUAUCCACAAAGGGAAGAGGAAGCUUAAAGUGGACAAUGUGCAGCCUAGUCUGUAUCAUAUCAGAACAAACGGCAGUGCCCUCUGCACCAGAACCAUUCAGAUAACUACAGAUUCCAGUAACCUUAACUCUGAGUUCUGCUUCAUACUGAAGGUACCGUUCGAGAGUACAGACAAUCAGGGUAUCGUGUAUACUUGGGUUGGAAGAGCUGCAGACCCAGAUGAAGCUAAACUGGCAGAGGAUAUCAUGAAUUCUAUGUUUGAUGAUACCUACAGCAAGCAGGUAAUAAAUGAGGGAGAGGAACCAGAAAACUUCUUCUGGGUUGGCAUCGGCUCACAGAAACAGUAUGAUGAAGAUGCAGAGUACAUGAAAUACGCCAGGCUUUUCAGGUGCUCCAAUGAAAAGGGCUACUUUUCAGUAUCUGAGAAAUGUUCUGACUUCUGCCAGGAUGAUUUGGCUGAUGAUGACAUCAUGCUCCUAGACAAUGGAAAAGAAGUGUACAUGUGGGUUGGCACUCAGACAAGUCAAGUGGAGAUCAAACUGAGUCUGAAGGCUUGUCAGGUCUACAUUCAGCACAUGAGGUCCAAGGAUGCAGAACACCCAAGGAAGCUGCGCCUGGUGCGCAAAGGCAACGAACCUCACUGCUUUACUCGCUGUUUCCACGCCUGGAGCACCUUCAGGACGGCGCCUGCAUAGACUAUUCAGAUUCAGAGCGUAUAUUCAAUAGAGCAUCACUACCCAGAUACUCUACAAUAUCCUUGAGAAGCCGUCUAUUCCUUAUGUGCACUGCAGUUAUAGUAACACUUUCUUUGAAAAACUAAAACUCGUAUAUAUUUAAAUGUUAAAUGUUCCAGCAAUUGUUAAAUUUUAUAUUUAUGUGUAAGGCUGAAAGAAGAGGAAGACCUUCUCGAAAUUACACUGAACCUAGGUAAGAGUUACCUCGUAAAAUAGACGUUGCUGUAUUCUUUGAGGGAUGAUAGUAAAUGAAACAUAUCUGAGGGAGAGUGUUACGCGGGUUUGCUGAAUUUUAAUCACAUGACAGGGUGUGUGUACUACACAGCAGGGUUCAGGCGUUAGCUUUUUAUUUUACAGCCAACAUGAAUUGAACUCUUGAGCAGGUUUGUUCAGAUGAAGAGGAUGCUGCAUUAUGUUGAACCCAAAGUUAGUUAGUUAAACCCUUAAUCCAGUUUAACUGUGUCUUGUGAGAUUCUCAGAUGUUCUCAAUUUGAUGCUGUGUUCCAUUGGAAGUCGGAUGUUGGAAAUGUCCAAAUUCCAAGUAGGAAAUUUUUACUGGAUUAUCUAAAUGCCUCUGGAAUUUGGAUUUCCUACUUGGAAAAUUGGGGAUGGUUUACCAACUCUUUGAGUUCAGAACAGCUAAACAGCUUAUUAACAAUAGUAAAAUUAGUAUUAUUAUACAGUUUACUACCAGAGCACUGUCCAAUUCCUAUCUACAGACAUAGUUCCACUCUCUUUGGAUUUUUUUUCAAAUGCUGUUUAAUGCGUUUAAUUGCACAGUGCUAACAGUAAUAACCUGAGACAUAAAAUGCCAUAUAACUGUGGGAAUUGUUACCAUAAAACACAAGUAAUUUUAGCUAACUGUUCUUUGCCAAUGUUUUGAAAUGGUGUAAAAAUAUCAAAUUGUUCCAACCUCUGACUUCUGAUGUAAAUGCAGUAUGGUUUAGCAUAUCUCUUUGUGUUUGUUUUUUAAUGUCAUUGAAAUGCAGAAACCAAGAAGAUUUUGCACACUUUCAUACUUCCACAUUUAUUACUGUUUGAUCUUGUUUUAUAUCAUGGUUUGAAUUUAUUUGGCAUUUAACAUUCAACUCUGCACGUCUACAGACAAAGCAGAGACAUGAUUACUGCCUAUCAUGUCUACCAGUUAAAAGCACAAGCUGAGCUUGGUCUCAUCAAAUACUAAUACAUAAACAUAUAGAUGUGUGUAUAUGUACAGUUCUGUGCAGACGUUUUAGGCACCCAAGCACGUUAUUUAAAUGGAUUUAUUUGGGCAGUAAGAAAGUAAUUAAUGUAAAAGCUCUAGGUCCUAUUACGUUUUGAAUGAAUGAUAUUUACUGAUGAAUGUUUGGCAACAAAAUUAUGUAAAAAUGGUGAAAGGGCACUUUGGAUGAAUCUGUAAAAAAGGCCAAAUAAUUGAUGACAAUUAAUUAAUUAAUUUAAAGUCAUGGCAUGCUGUGUUAGUACAUCUGUGUUCAUUUUGUUUUUGAAAAGACAAGACAAAAAUUAAUUUAGGUUGUUUAACUAAUGCAAUAGUGAAGAGUGUCAAACUUAAUGAAAAUGUGUGAAAAAAAAAAUAAUUUGGUGCAUCUUGUAUAACAUAAUAUUCUAAUAUUAGUGUUUUACUGAGUCAAAUAAACCAUUACUGCCCAUAUACAUAAUUUUUUCCAUUCUAAGUUUACCACAGGUGCUUAAAGCUUUUGUACGUGACUGUGUAUAUAUAAUUAACUUCAGAAAUAGCUGGUGCCAUAAACAGCACACUGCAUGUUUUUACUCUGAUUAUUUUUAAAUGCAUGCACGCGCUGUUUCCAAUCUAUCUGUCUCCUCAAUCUGCUGCUUAAAGCUUCACUGUUGGGAAAGUGAGCGGCACUUCACACCUAACCUGGGAUGUUUUAGGAGAAAUACUGCGUCAUAUCAUAAUUAGUUGUGUGUUAUUUUUGUUCUAUUACUGUACGCUGUUCCUAAACUGCCCAGCACACGUAGUGUUGCAAAUAUAAUAAUAUUUUGAGGAAUGUGCCUAAAGUGGGUGUGUAGUGGCAGUAGAUGCUGUAGACCCUCAUGGCUAAGCAGCCCUGAUUCUUUUUAUGGAUCACUUGAAGUUUAUGAAUGUUGAUAGGGAAAUACAUUACACAACAUAAAGGAUUUUCUUUUAUCAUGUUUCAAAUCUCCUGCCAUCAUCACAAAGGGACUGGGAGAGGCACAUGCAUAUAUUUACCCUAUUUUUGUUAUUUCUAGCAGUUUUUCCAUGUCACCGCAGCUUGUUUGUCUUCAUAAAGAUGUUUGUAUGUGUACAAAUAUUUUCUGCCUCUAAACCCACCUACAGAUGCUCUAUUUAUGUAUUUUGUAUGAAAAUAAAAGUUUCUUCACA
Astyanax mexicanus (Mexican tetra) is the source of this 6245-nucleotide messenger RNA. RefSeq names its product FLII actin remodeling protein (gene flii). Gene Ontology annotation, molecular function: actin filament binding; phosphatidylinositol-4,5-bisphosphate binding. Gene Ontology annotation, biological process: actin filament severing; myofibril assembly; barbed-end actin filament capping. Gene Ontology annotation, cellular component: actin cytoskeleton; cytoplasm; nucleus. The record is from RefSeq and is a predicted model, not a curated record. NCBI's taxonomy places the organism in Eukaryota, Metazoa, Chordata, Actinopteri, Characiformes, Acestrorhamphidae. The coding region runs from base 68 to 3841 and encodes 1257 amino acids. The transcript has 30 exons.